This is a messenger RNA of Anopheles bellator, 1380 nucleotides long. RefSeq names its product Krueppel-like factor luna. Gene Ontology annotation, biological process: regulation of transcription by RNA polymerase II. The record is from RefSeq and is a predicted model, not a curated record. The transcript has 3 exons. Lineage: Eukaryota; Metazoa; Arthropoda; Insecta; Diptera; Culicidae. The coding region runs from base 10 to 1380 and encodes 456 amino acids. Gene Ontology annotation, molecular function: DNA-binding transcription factor activity, RNA polymerase II-specific; RNA polymerase II cis-regulatory region sequence-specific DNA binding.
UGCUACGAAAUGGAGCGAUACCUGAAGGACGAGCCGAAGCUGCGGAAGUACAAGAAGCUACCGACUGACACACCGUGGGACCUGUUUGCGGCGCCCGGCCCCCUGCCCGGCUCCUGGAAGGUGGAGGUGGAACCGUACUGCUUCGACGACCUCAACCUGAACGACCGGACGUCGGACGCGCGGUCCGAGUCGUCCUCUUCCUCGUCCUCUUCCUCCUCCUCCUCGUCGACAUCCUUCGCGUCCGCCCUGUCCGAGGUGGGUCUGGUGCCGUCGUCAACGGCAGCAACCCCCUGGCCGACGGGCGCCGGCGGCACGCUGCUGAGCUGCGCCUUGGUGGUGAAGAAGGAACCGAUCGAUGACCCGGAUGACGAUCCGGAGUCGGACAGCUACCUGGACAGUGAGCCGAGUGAGAAGUACCGAAUCAAGGCUCGCAUCAUCACCACCUCCGGCGGAAGUCCCGCGGAUCCCGACGGCAUGGCUCGGGUCAGUCCAGACCAGCAGCCCACCACCGCCAUCACCACCGCCACCGCCAAAUCGUCCGCCGAGCGUCACCAUCACCACCGUCAUCACCUGCACAGUAACCAUCACCACCAUCACCAUCAUAACCACCACAGCCAGCCCAGCAGUCACCCGCAUCUGCACCCGAGCGGGCUCGAGCUUCGGUUGGUGGCGCGGGCGACGACGGCCACGACGGCCCCCGAGCUGCUGCCCACGCUGACGCCUCCCUCGUCGCCCGAGUCACACCUCAGUCUGAGCGCGAAGGACACGGCACUCGCGGUCACGACGUCGCUGGCGUCGAUCAAGAAGGAACCGGGCGUAGGGACCGAGGUGGCGCUCCUCACCGACCGGCCCGCGGGCCAGAUCCUGCGGGUAUCCGCCGGACCGCACGUGGUCCGGCUGACGACGACGGCGGCGGCGGCGGGGACGGCGGCGUCCAACGGCAACGGCGCGGUCGGCAAGAGCGUGGUCGGCCUGGCCCGCGUGAUACAGGUCAGCGGCCACACGGUCAUUGCGCAGCGAACCUCACCAUCCGCCUCACCGAGCGUUACCACGCCACCACCGCCCAGCUCCAAGCACCAGCACCAUCGGCAGCAGGACCACAGUCCGGACUCGAAGCGGCGGAUACACAAGUGUCAAUUCCUCGGCUGCAAAAAGGUCUACACGAAAAGCUCUCACCUCAAGGCGCACCAGCGAACGCACACCGGAGAAAAGCCGUACAAGUGCUCGUGGGAGGGCUGCGAGUGGCGGUUUGCGCGGAGCGACGAGCUGACACGCCAUUACCGGAAGCACACCGGCGCGAAACCGUUCAAAUGCCGGCACUGCGAUCGAUGCUUCUCGCGUUCCGAUCAUCUGGCGCUGCACAUGAAACGGCACGCCUAA